Triticum aestivum (bread wheat) is the source of this 696-nucleotide messenger RNA. RefSeq names its product pentatricopeptide repeat-containing protein At1g60770-like. Gene Ontology annotation, cellular component: mitochondrion. The transcript is spliced from 2 exons. NCBI's taxonomy places the organism in Eukaryota, Viridiplantae, Streptophyta, Magnoliopsida, Poales, Poaceae. The record is from RefSeq and is a predicted model, not a curated record. Bases 1 to 696 code for a protein of 231 amino acids. Gene Ontology annotation, molecular function: protein binding.
AUGAUCAACCGUCGGCCCUCCUCAACGUCACCGUCCCCAGAUCUGAAGGUUGAAAGAUCUGAAUGGGAAGCCCGAUACAUCCAUCCACCUAAGACUAAAGAAACUGGUGCUGUGACAACCGAAACGGCUAAGUUGGAAAAAGAAACUUCAGCCGAGGCAUCUAACAAUGAUUCUGAUAUUAAGGAAACAGAGGAGCUUGACCUGAAACGUUCUAAAUAUGACAUCCGGGUUGCAAAUGCUCUGAUGAAAGCAUAUGUUACAGAGGGUAUGAUUGAAAAGGCCAUUGCUCUCAAGAAGCGUGCCAAGAUGCGCGGAGGAAGGCUUAACGCGAAGAGGUGGGAGAUUUUCAUGAAGCACUAUCUCAAGGUAGGGGAUCUGAAGAAUACCCAUUGGUGCGCCGACUGCGCAGUCAAGAAGGGACACAGCAGCGGCAGGAUUUGGGUGCCGCCACAUGACGUGACCAAGACCUUGAUGGGCUACUUUGAGAAGAAGAAAGACGUGGACGGCGCUGAGAGUUUUGUCGAGGUGCUAAAGAAGGUUCAGAAAGAUCUGGGGACGGUGGUGUUUGAGCCGCUGGUACGGACGUACGCGGCGGCUGGGAAGAAGUUCCCCGGGAUGCGACACCGUCUGAAGAUCGAAAAUGUGAAACUCAGUGAGGAAACUGACAAGCUGGUCGAUUCCAUCUGUGUUGAUUGA